Messenger RNA from Leguminivora glycinivorella, 750 nucleotides. Its product is annotated as acanthoscurrin-1-like. Lineage: Eukaryota; Metazoa; Arthropoda; Insecta; Lepidoptera; Tortricidae. The transcript has 3 exons. The record is from RefSeq and is a predicted model, not a curated record. Bases 58 to 492 code for a protein of 144 amino acids.
CAGAAUGGGCAGAGAAGACAAAAUUAUCAUUUCGUUGUGAGUUGUCGAACGAGAAACAUGAAGUUCCUGCUGCUUACCGUUGUCUGCGCCGUGGCCGUCUCAGCCAAGCCAUACGGCCCCAUGGCCUACGGAGGUGGCAUAGGCAUGGGUAUGCCUAUCGGUGGUAUGGGCAUGGGCGGCAUGGGUAUGGGAGGUAUGGGAGGCAUGGGAGGCAUCGGAGGCGGCCAGUACGGUGCUGGACAGCAGUUCGGCGGCGGCAGCUCAGGGUUCGGAGGUGGAUCAUCGGUGGGAGGUGGAAAGCAAGGAUUCCAGCAAGGUGGACAACAGAGCAGCUUCCAUCAGGUAACCUCAGCCCAGCAGUCAUCCGGUGGAGCAUCAGGCGGUUCCUCCGGCUUCGGGGCUCAGCAAGGAGGUGGUGGCUUCAACAACUUUGGAGGGGGAUCGUCUGGCUUCGGAGGAAGUGGUUUCGGAAACUCGCUGGUCGGAAAGUAGAUGAUGAUGAUGGCAGAAUUUCCAAUGAAGAUUUGAAGUAUAUUGUUGAAGAUUUAAAGAUUUCUAUAGUAGCAGAAAUACAUACAUUGGAAACAUCUUCAGAAGAAACAAAAUUGCAGACAGGAUCAACAACUACAGUUUGAAAAGUGUAGGACUUUUGGGCUCAAAUGUUAUUGUGACAUAUUUUCUGUUGGAAAUUUGCCUGAUUUGUAAAAAAAAACGAUAGGAAAUGAAUCAAUAAAGUAUUAUUUAUAUAUA